Messenger RNA from Canariomyces notabilis, 1908 nucleotides. RefSeq names its product ZIP zinc transporter. NCBI's taxonomy places the organism in Eukaryota, Fungi, Ascomycota, Sordariomycetes, Sordariales, Chaetomiaceae. Gene Ontology annotation, cellular component: membrane. Bases 139 to 1440 code for a protein of 433 amino acids. Gene Ontology annotation, biological process: intracellular zinc ion homeostasis; zinc ion transmembrane transport. The record is from RefSeq and is a predicted model, not a curated record. The transcript is spliced from 3 exons. Gene Ontology annotation, molecular function: zinc ion transmembrane transporter activity.
CAAUUUCCUUUCCGGCCUCCCCGGCCGAUGCCGCUCCACUGAGGUGCCUCCAUAACAAACCCCCUUCUCCACCGUCCCGCCUGCCUUUUGCAUCCGCCCUCAUCCGCUCAUCCACCGCCCGACAAGACCGAGUCAAAAAUGGCAAUCGCUCUCCCAAGGCUCCGGGCACUUCUGCCGAGCCGUGCCAACGCGGCGAUAAUGCUGCUCGUCGCGACCCUCGCGAUUCUUGCCGAGGUCGCGUGGGCAAGCAGCAAAGCCGACCCUGACCUUCCCACGGUCACAAACCUAUCCCUCGCCGAGCUGGAUGAACAGCUGCAGCAAUGUCCGCUCGUAGCAGGCCUGUCGGCACAGAAAACCCAGGCGCACCUCUCCUCCCCAUCCUCGCUGACGGCGCGGCUUUUUUCCCUCCUUUUCCCCUCCGCCAACCCGGCCAUCAACGCGCUGCUCGCGACGCUGUACAUCUCGGGCCCGCCCAACUUUCUGCUUGCGCUCUGCCCGACUAACAUUGACCCGGCUUCGCUGUCUAUCAUGGUCGCGUUCGCCGUGGGCGGCCUGCUCGGCGACACCCUCUUUCACCUGCUUCCCGAGAUCUUCCUUGGCGAGGAUGACCCAGAGCGCGCCAGAUUUGUGCUCGUCGAGCCUAACAGGAACCUGUUGCUUGGUGUGGCCAUUCUGGUUGGGUUUCUUGUCUUUGUGGCCAUGGAUAAGGGCCUGCGGAUCGCCACUGGUGGUGGCGGAGGGCAUGAUCACGGGCAUGGGCAUAGUCAUGGGCAAGCAAUCCAAAUGCGGGGAGAGGCGGCGGCUGCGACUGGGGUGGAUGCUGCGCAGGGAGACGGGUCGGUAAAGCAGAGGAAAGGAGCGAAGGGGAACGGAGCGGUGGAGGUGGUUGAGGUCAGGGAGAAGGAGGCCAACACGUCGGUCAAGCUGGGUGGAGUGUUGAAUAUGAUCGCUGAUUUCACGCACAACAUCACCGACGGGCUCGCCAUGUCGGCGUCUUUCUACGCGUCUCCUACCAUCGGCGCUACGACUACCGUUGCCGUGUUCUUCCACGAGAUCCCGCAUGAAGUGGGGGAUUUUGCGCUGCUCGUCCAGUCGGGCUUUUCGAAACGGCAGGCCAUGGGCGCUCAAUUUGUCACGGCUAUCGGCGCGCUCAUCGGCACUCUCAUUGGCAUUGCGGUCCAGGAAUUUGGCGGCGGCGGCGGAAAUGACGGCCCUGCCAUGGGCAUGCGCGACGGGCUCUGGGGCACCAGCUUGACUUGGGGUGACAUGCUGCUGCCUUUUACCGCCGGCACCUUUCUAUACGUCGGCACCGUCGCGGUCAUCCCUGAGCUGCUCGAGACGGGCCCCAACAAGGGCGCUGAGGUGCGCAAGACGCUGGUGCAAUUCGCUGCGAUAGCGUUUGGGGCGGGCAUCAUGUUGUUUAUCUCAUGGCACGACUAGAGCCGGCAGUUACACGCAUUGUCCUCGUACUUUGCCGGUCAGCUCAAUAUAGAAAGGCAGGACAGCUCGUAUCCGUGACUGUUUGAUGAAUGCAUCGCGAGUCUGCACCAGCACAGCCCUGAAUGGCUAGGCGGGAAGUAGUCAAACGCAUUCGCAGUCGGACAGGCCGAGUUGCAGUCUACCUACUGUGAGCUAUGGUAACGUCAAUAAUCUGCGUACAUACAAGACGCAAGUCGAAUACCGACAUGAAGGUGUGUUUCAUCUGCGCUAGCUCCAAUUCCAACUUGACACUUCACAUUGGCUUAGUAAUGCCCAAAUGACAAAGCAGAAAUGACAAAGCAAGCAAUCGAAGACUUUGACGUUAGCUUGGCAUUGGAUGACGAGCACUGGAAUUGCUUGACGAUUGGGGUUAGGGGUGCUUUUCAGCUUGGGCCAUUUUAACCUUAGUCUCCAAAUGUCAAUUUGUCA